AUGGCAUAUACCGGCCGCACCGUGCCUCUCAUUGUGACGAGUGUGUUCUGGGGCUUCGUUGGCUUCCUGGUGCCCUGGUUCAUCCCUAAGGGCCCCAACCGGGGAGUUAUCAUCACCAUGUUGAUGACCUGUUCAGUUUGCUGCUGUCUCUUUUGGCUGAUUGCAAUUCUGGCCCGACUCAACCCUCUCUUUGGACCACAGUUGAAAAAUGAAACCAUAUGGUACAUCAAGCAUCACUGGCCUUGA
This is a messenger RNA of Lagenorhynchus albirostris (white-beaked dolphin), 246 nucleotides long. RefSeq names its product V-type proton ATPase subunit e 1-like. Gene Ontology annotation, biological process: proton transmembrane transport. The transcript has a single exon. Bases 1 to 246 code for a protein of 81 amino acids. Gene Ontology annotation, molecular function: proton-transporting ATPase activity, rotational mechanism. Gene Ontology annotation, cellular component: proton-transporting V-type ATPase, V0 domain. The record is from RefSeq and is a predicted model, not a curated record. Lineage: Eukaryota; Metazoa; Chordata; Mammalia; Artiodactyla; Delphinidae.